AUGGAAAUCGAUGGCAAUCCUAUUCGAAACAUCAGACAGUUAUCAAUAGUAGCGCAUCAAUCACAUCUCAUUCAAGCGCCAAGAUUUCCUUUCACGAAUCGCUAUCAGGCCUACACGAACUAUGCUGCCAACGCUUCAUCCUCAUUCUCGAUUCCCAUUUUAUCCUCAGAACCCGUCUCAUCCUCGAUUGUCGAUUCGAUUGCUACUGGGGUUACCGUCCCGGUAGUGCACCACCUAACUGGGGGUAAUGGUGUACAUUCAAACAUCCAGGCGCCCAACCCCGUGGUGAAUCCAUUGAAGUCCUCGGUCUUCACAAAACCGACGCACCCUUUCUCCAGCGUAGCGCAAAGCGGCAGGUCCUUCAUUGUUCGCAUUAUAGGUCUUCGAGAAAGAGUUCACGCCUGGAACGAGUUCACAGGUUACGGAACUGGUUGUACUUCGGGAGGCGUUUGCCGCAGCCGGCUUCGGGGCAUGUCAUCCAGCACGCUUCUGCGUGCUUAUGCCAAGGAUUCGAGACCGGGCGAGAACAAUCAACAAGUUCGUCUUCGUGAGGUGUCCCCUCAUCCAGGUCUUGUUAAACUUCUGACGACGUAUGGGGCAAGCGUUCGCGACUGGUCAUCGCGCAAGAAUGGCAUCGGUGCCGGACCUGCCGGUAUAUCACAGCUGUCGUCGCUGGAGCUCGGUGAGGUGCGCGGAGUAUGGCGAUGGUGCACCGAAAACUUUCCGAGUAAGCGGGAGGAGAGUGAAGAGCGAAAAUCGUUGACCGCCAGGCGGCCGACGGACAUGGUUCCGUUGGCGAAGGGUGCUCCGUCCUUGCAUUACUGUCGUUGGACUGCUGCAGAAGGCUAUAUAGGACAUGGCGUGGGGUUUGAGGAGGUUUAUUCCGGGUGUCCGAUCUGCUUUUCGGGAGAAAUCUAA
This is a messenger RNA of Fimicolochytrium jonesii, 918 nucleotides long. RefSeq lists its product as uncharacterized. The record is from RefSeq and is a predicted model, not a curated record. Lineage: Eukaryota; Fungi; Chytridiomycota; Chytridiomycetes; Spizellomycetales; Powellomycetaceae. The transcript has 6 exons. Bases 1 to 918 code for a protein of 305 amino acids.